GACGCAGUGUGGCGCCUGCUUUGCUAAACUGAUCUAUGCUAACUGAGCGCCUUUGUUGUGAUUAACCGUUCAGCGGCUGUUUUUCUGCUGUAAUCACUCAUACAGACAAAGUUGCUGCUGUGAUAAUUUAGAGGAUGAGUGGCGGAGUGUAUGGAGGCGAUGAGGUGGGAGCUUUGGUGUUCGACAUUGGCUCUUAUUCUGUGAGAGCUGGCUACGCAGGAGAAGACUGUCCCAAGGCGGACUUCCCCACGGUGAUAGGUGUGACCCUCGACCGAGAAGAUGGCAGCACGCCCAUGGAGACGGAUGGUGACAAGGGCAAGCAGAGUGGCACCACCUACUACAUUGAUACCAACCAGCUGAGGGUACCCAGAGAGAACAUGGAGGUCAUGUCUCCCCUCAAGAAUGGCAUGAUUGAAGACUGGGACAGUUUCCAGGCCAUUUUGGAUCACACCUACAAGAUGCACUUCAAGUCUGAACCCAGUCUGCAUCCAGUGCUCAUGUCAGAAGCAUCAUGGAACACAAGAGCGAAACGAGAGAAAUUAACAGAGCUGAUGUUUGAGCAUUACAACAUUCCUGCCUUCUUCCUCUGCAAAUCAGCUGUGCUGUCUGCCUUUGCAAAUGGGCGGUCUACAGGCUUGGUCCUGGACAGCGGAGCCACACACACCACAGCCAUUCCAGUACAUGAUGGCUACGUCCUGCAGCAAGGCAUCGUCAAGUCGCCCCUGGCCGGAGACUUCAUGAGCAUGCAGUGUAGGGAGCUGUUCCAAGAGUUAAAUGUUGAAAUAAUCCCUCCUUAUAUGAUUGCAUCGAAGGACGGAGUGCGGGAGGGAGCCCAAGCCAGCUGGAAGAAAAAGGAGAAACUACCUCAAGUCACCCGCUCAUGGCACAACUACAUGUGUAAUUGUGUGAUCCAGGACUUCCAGGCAUCUGUGCUGCAGGUGUCAGACUCUCCAUAUGAUGAACAGGUGGCUGCACAGAUGCCCACAGUGCACUAUGAGCUGCCCAACGGCUACAACUGUGACUUUGGGGCAGAGAGACUGAAGAUCCCUGAGGGGUUGUUUGACCCCUCUAAUGCCAAGGGCCUGUCUGGAAACACCAUGUUAGGAGUUGGCCAUGUGGUGACGACCAGCGUGGGAAUGUGUGACAUCGACAUCCGGCCGGGUUUGUAUGGCAGUGUGGUGGUGACUGGAGGAAACACGCUCAUUCAGGGCUUCACCGACCGACUGAACAGAGAACUCUCCCAGAAAACCCCUCCGAGCAUGAGGCUGAAGCUGAUAGCGAACAACACUACAGUGGAGCGCCGGUUCAGUGCCUGGAUAGGAGGCUCCAUCCUGGCGUCACUCGGAACUUUCCAGCAGAUGUGGAUCUCCAAACAGGAGUACGAGGAGGGAGGAAAGCAGUGUGUGGACAGGAAGUGCCCUUGAUUUGAUACCAAACCUUUCUCCCUCGUCACUGUCUUCACCUCAAGCUUCACCUCUGACCCCAGACUCAGGAACACCUAUGGAAAAUCGCUUGUUUUGUAUUUGUUUUUAAUACCGAGUUUGUCCAUAUGCCUGUCUGGGAUUUAUUAUAGAAAUCAGACAUAAACUUCUACAACAUAAACUGUGUCACUAUGAAGAAAUCGAUUUAAGUUCCAUUGUUUAUGUCAUAACAGUUGGUCUGUUGCCUUAUGUUUAGAUAGUUUUGUGGAAACCUUGCAACUUAAGAAAGUCAGUUUUUUUUUUAAUAAGCAUGUACUGUAGGUCCUGAGGUCAAAUCACACUGGGGAAAACACACCAUAAUAAACACAAAAUUUGUUGUGCAAGGUUUCUACAGAACACUGACAUGGUAAACAUUGUGUUUUUAGAGGAACAUACUUACAGUUUGAGGUGAAUGUCUUUUGUUAAUAAGCCUUUUUUUCUGUGUAGUAAGUAAACUCAUCAUAGGCCAGUCAGUUUGUGCCUGUGCUUAUCAGUGUGAGAGUGUCAACUCAAAUAAAUCUGUAUUUAAUUUUCA
This is a messenger RNA of Seriola dumerili (greater amberjack), 1995 nucleotides long. It is a transcript of the gene actl6a, whose product is annotated as actin like 6A. NCBI's taxonomy places the organism in Eukaryota, Metazoa, Chordata, Actinopteri, Carangiformes, Carangidae. Gene Ontology annotation, molecular function: chromatin binding. Gene Ontology annotation, biological process: nervous system development; regulation of transcription by RNA polymerase II. Gene Ontology annotation, cellular component: SWI/SNF complex; NuA4 histone acetyltransferase complex. The record is from RefSeq and is a predicted model, not a curated record. The transcript has 14 exons. Bases 135 to 1424 code for a protein of 429 amino acids.